Molecule: messenger RNA, 1064 nt
Organism: Psammomys obesus (fat sand rat)
Lineage: Eukaryota; Metazoa; Chordata; Mammalia; Rodentia; Muridae
Product: tetratricopeptide repeat protein 13
Molecular function (GO): protein binding
Source: RefSeq, a predicted model, not a curated record
GCUGAUGCUGUCUGCAACUUAAUCUUAUCCCUGGUUUAUUACUUUUAUAAUUUAAUGCCCCUGUCUCGAGGAUCCAGUGUCAUCGCCUACUCAGUCAUUGUGGGAGCGCUGAUGGCCAGCGGCAAAGAAGUGUCUGGGAAGAUCCCCAAGGGGAAGUUAGUUGACUUUGAAGCUAUGACAGCCCCUGGCUCAGAGGCCUUCAGCAAGAUAGCAAAAAGCUGGAUGAACUUGAAAAGCAUCUCCCCUUCCUACAAGAGCCUGCCGUCCGUGUCAGAGACGUUCCCCACCCUGCGGUCCAUGAUCGAGGUGCUGAACACAGACCCCGCCCCGCGGUGUGUGAAGAAGCUCUAGCUGCACUAGAGGACUUGCACACGUGCAGGGCCGGGCCUCUCGCUCCUUAAGUUAUUUUUUAAAACAUGGAGUUAUUAUGGAAUUAGGUCCUUUAUUACUUUUGAUACCAAUUUUUGAUAGGAAUUGAAUACUUGAAGACACUUUUCUUUCCUUUUUCUGAACAGUAACAGAAAUCAUGAAAACGGGUUUUUGGGGGAAAAGCUACUUGACCAGGAAGGGAAGUGUGCGUAUUGAUGGCCGCCUGCUGGUGCCCAUGUGUUAAGACUGCUCCUUCCUUACAGUGGAAGAUGUUUACUUCAAAAACCAAAAAUUAAUAAUUAAGCCGAACAAAAGUGACGACAAGCAGGGCUUGUCUCCGCUCGUCAGAGUGUGGGUGUUCCCAGACGUCCUUCCUGUGCACCUUGUGGGGUGCCUCGCUGCUGCCGUGCCCCCCCCCCCCCGAACUGUGGAAGGGCCUGGCACCCGCACUUCCAUGGCUUGAGACAGUAUUUGCCAAUGUCCCUACACUGAAUCACUGAACCGCGUUUUCCUUGUUGGAAAAAUAAGCUGAGGUGAUUUCUGUAGGUCGCCAAGUUUGGGCACUGGAUUAUUUGUUUUUACGUGUGAGCUAGUUUUGCUUUCAGGUAUAAGAACAUUUAGAACGUUUCUUGUUUUCUCAGACAGGCUGAAUGAUGGAGUAAGAAGGUCCAUUAAACCGCUGCAGUUUCAAAUCA